Messenger RNA from Chara braunii, 1442 nucleotides. The record is from the annotation of a GenBank genome assembly. NCBI's taxonomy places the organism in Eukaryota, Viridiplantae, Streptophyta, Charophyceae, Charales, Characeae.
GGACGCUACCAACGAGAUAGCACCUCGGGAAUUCCGACACUUACCGAUGAAGCGGGCUGAACAGCUAUGGUGAGGACUUACGUCCCCGCCUAGCUGAUUGUCGUACGAUCGACCUCGUCGCCUACCAACAAGACGUAGAGACUACCAAGGCGUUCGCGAGAGUCAACGAGUAGGAAUCAGGUGUUCGAGAGGUCCGGGUUAGGCCUCAUCUCAAGAGUGAGUUGACAAUGGAAGAUGCCGAGGAUGUAGGAGGAGAUAGAACGAAUGGGCGCUCACCACCUGCAGCACCGCCGGAACAACGGGACUAUUGGGAGGACGAGGAACGCAUAAGGUCGUUGCUGGAGUUAUGCUUCAAUGACGGAGUAUACCCCACGGACCUUAAUCCAGGGGAGAUGCCAGUUCAAGGACGAGAGGCGAAAUUCAAGCUAAACAACUCCUUGGACGAGAUCAAGAUCAAGUGGCUAAAAGAGAGAACGGUUUCAGUCAUCUUCAAGGAGAAUGCGAGAUUCCUACCAAGAAGGAUUAAGGACGAUACUAUUCGAGCGUUUGAAGAUGGAUGGGUACUGGGCAACGAUCGUUUCCCCUUAGAAUCGCGUAGUUGCAGAGUGAAAAUCGAAGGGCCUAACGCCCUCUCAUAUGUGGCAAGAACGCGUGAAGUGGCAAAGUUUAUGUUGAGCGAGGAGGACGACCGAACGUUCUGGGUUAUUGCGGUCCAAGUGCCACUAGACGAUAUGCCAUUCAUAUACGCGCAGAUUGAGCGAGCAGUCGGGAGGAUAAUACUGGCACAUCCUCCAGAUGUGGAUCCGUCUAGACCGGCUCUAGUCAACUCGCGCUUUGACGUGGACCCGGAGGCGAGAGGGAACAUGAAGGAUAAGUUAUGGAUUAUAACGUCGAAGGGAGAUGAACUCGAAGUCAAGCUCGCAUGUGCCUCAACCCCGAAGUGCCGUAUCUGCAAGCAGUUCUUCCAUGUUGAUACGGAGUGUAGAAGAGGAGGAGGGCAACAAAGCUCGACGCAGACCGGCACCGGAAGGCAAAGGGAGCGGAGACCUUCGUACAGCGUCCCCUUGGGGCCUUGCCCCUCGCAGAAUGCUAACGGAGGAAAUCCUCCAGUAGGGAUUCCGGCAGGAGCCACGUCAACUAACAAUCCAGUCUUCUCGCCAAACGCACCCCAGCAGCCUUCAUCAACGUUCAAUAUGAUGCAACUAGCAGCGGCGUUGUAUGGAGCUCCCGCUAUGGGACCGAACUUGCAACUAGGAGGGAACUGGAUGCAGCAGGCUCAGCUAUUUGGUUCCCUAAAUGGCGGUCUCCCGUUUCAAGGAGUAAAUAUGGGGGCAGGAGGCUUUGGAAUGGCCGGCCCGUCGGCCUUUCAGCGGUACCAGCCAGGCCAGGUACCCUGGGCCGCACAACCGUAAGGGCAGACAUCCGGUGCAGGCUUCAAUCUC